CACGUUUCUCCCUCGCCUCUCUGAGAGUCAAGAGAGCAGUACUCAGGGUUCAACUAAUCCAACUCCUCACAAGGAAAGCAGGAUCCAAGUAGAACUGAAUCAUGGCAAACAAGACGAAAACAACUUCAUCAUCUUCGCACAGUUCAGGGGUUAUAUAUAGCAAAGAUGAGGAUGCUAUCUUAACUUAUAUCAAAGAACAGUCUAAGAAAGAGUUAGAUCCACUGCUUCUCAAGGAAUCAGCUGGUAAAGAAUCUUGUUGCAUCUUCAGAAUUCCUGAACGCCUUGCAGAAGUGAACCCCGAAGCCUACAAGCCCAAAGUUGUUUCAAUUGGUCCUUACCAUUACGGAGAAAAGCACCUCCAAAUGAUUCAAGAGCACAAGCCUCGGUUUCGGAAGCUUUUCCUAGAUAAGGCAAGAGAAAAGAACGUGGAAGAAAACGUCUUGUUUAAGGCCGUAAUGGAUUUGAAAGAAACUAUUACGACUUCUUAUUCUGAGGAACUUCGGAAAACUUCAUCGGAACUAGUGCAUAUGAUGAUUCUGGAUGGGUGCUUCAUUCUCAUGUUGUUGCUUAUCGAGUCAAGAGUUAUUGACUUUGAUAAGAAAGAGGAUCCAAUUUUCACGAUCCCGUGGAUUCUCCCGUCUAUUAAGAGUGAUCUUCUCUUCUUGGAAAAUCAGGUUCCUUUCAGUGUUCUUAAAACUCUUUUGGAAAUAUCAAAGAUAGAUAUCUCUGGUGAUGUAAACAGGAUGGUGUAUCCUUUCUUUAACUCCUCAAUAGAUAUACCAGAAAGGAAUCGUGUGAGCCAAACAAACUUCGAGGCAAAACAUCUUCUUGAUCUCAUUCGUAAGACCUUCAUACCUACUAUGGGAGAAUCUGAAACAACGUCAACGUCAGCGACGUCAGGUGUUGAACCUAAAACAACAUCAUCCUCAUCAAAAGAAUUCAUUUUAUCGGCCAAAAGACUUCGCCUCCGUGGGAUAAAGUUCAGGAUUAGGAGUGAUGCAGAUUCGGUAUUGGAUAUAAGACUACAGAAGAACAGGCUUCAAAUACCACUGUUAAGAUUCGAUGAGUUCAUCAGCCCAAUCUUCCUCAACUGUGUCGCCUAUGAACAGUUUUAUACAAAGAGUACCAACCACAUAACAAGCUACGUAGUUUUCAUGGGAUGCCUUCUAAAAGGCGAGGAAGAUGCGGCUUUCUUGAGCAACGACAAGGAGAUCAUAGAGAACUACUUUGGCAGCGAGAAUGAGGUAUCCCAGUUUUUUAAAAAUAUAAGUAAAGAUGUUGUAUUUGACAUAAGUAAAAGUUACUUACGGAAUGAGUUUGAGGGAGUUAACAAGUACACAUCAAAAUGGUACAAUAGAGUAUGGGCAGGCUUUAGGCACACACAUUUUGAGUCCCCGUGGACUUGUCUGUCAUCGUUUGCUGUUAUUUUCGUUAUUCUUCUUACCAUGCUACAGUCCACUGUUGCGAUUCUUUCCUACCUCAACGACAAAAAGGAUGAUGGAAAUGCACCUCCUCCAUUACGUUCUCCUUAGGGCAAGAGAGCAACGGACGCUCUAAAAUGGUUUCCACGUCUUUAUGAUUUAUUAUUAGUUUGUUCUAUGUUGUGUUAUUGCUAUUUAUGCGGUGAUGACUUUAUCCUAUAUGCUUUUG
This is a messenger RNA of Eutrema salsugineum, 1650 nucleotides long. Its product is annotated as UPF0481 protein At3g47200. The transcript has 2 exons. The record is from RefSeq and is a predicted model, not a curated record. Bases 102 to 1532 code for a protein of 476 amino acids. Lineage: Eukaryota; Viridiplantae; Streptophyta; Magnoliopsida; Brassicales; Brassicaceae.